Salarias fasciatus (jewelled blenny) is the source of this 3565-nucleotide messenger RNA. It is a transcript of the gene mmrn2a, whose product is annotated as multimerin 2a. The transcript has 10 exons. Gene Ontology annotation, molecular function: protein binding. Gene Ontology annotation, cellular component: mRNA cleavage and polyadenylation specificity factor complex. The record is from RefSeq and is a predicted model, not a curated record. NCBI's taxonomy places the organism in Eukaryota, Metazoa, Chordata, Actinopteri, Blenniiformes, Blenniidae. Bases 25 to 3015 code for a protein of 996 amino acids.
CGUGCGAGGCCUCAGUGUGCGUCCAUGAUGGCGGUGGGCGAGCUGCUGCUGGUUCUGGCGCUCCUGGUCAGCGCUCACUGCGAGGUGAGGGCCCGGGACCCCGAGGAGGAGGAGCAGGACAGGAUCCUGAGAGGAGGGGCGAGGUUCCCGCCUCCUCACCCCAAAGCCGCCGACGGCGAUCCGGCCCGGACCGGGUUGCCCAUGCAGCAGGUCUAUGGGCAGAAUCAGAAGGUCUUCAGCGGUCUGCUGUGGCACUGCUGUCUGGGACACAGAGGACACCACUAUGGAGACACAGUGUCCCAGCAUCACCCUCCCGCUGAGAGCUCGGCCCUGGCUGCACGAUCUAGACCAGAGAGGAUGGAGAUCCGGGGUCCAGGGGUUCAGGCUCGCCUGCAGCUCAGUGACACCAGCGGCGAGCAGAACGACGACCACCGUGUUCAUCAGCCUCGUUAUCUUCAUUAUCAACAGCCACAACAACAACAGCCACAACAACAACAGCCACAUCAACAACCACCACAGCCUUAUCAUCACCCACAGCAGCCAUAUCAUCACCCACAACAACAACCAAAUCAACAGGCACAUCAACAACCACAUCAACAGCCACAAGAACAACCACAACAACAACCACAACAACAACAGCCACCACAACAACAGCCCACACCCCCCCAACAGCAGCAGGUAGCAGCUGGCGAUGGCCCGGGCGCCACCCCGCCUCCUUCCCCAGAAGCCCCCGACGUGGUGACGCUGGUCAUGUCCCAGCUGCAGCCGUUCUUGCAGGGCUUCAACCGCUCGCUGGAGCAGCUGAGCCUCCAGGUGAGCAAGCUGAGCUGGGAUGUGGAGGAGCUGAAGAGCAGCCAGUCGGGGGCGGGGGCGGAGCAGCUGGACCCCAGACUGGACGAGGUCUACGAGCACGUGAGGACGAUGCGCUGGCAGGUGGAGCAGCAGCGCGCCGAGGUGGACAGCAGGCUGCACUCCCAGCAUGCAAUGCUGCACUACAACCUGACCAGCUUCAAGACGGACAUCGACAUGAAGCUGAAGCGCCACCAGAAGAUGCUGCAGCUCAACCUGCAAGCCAUGAACGCCACUCUGGCUGAGCUGAAGCAGGACCAGGACUGGGGCCAGGAUCGGGACCGGGACCGAGACCAGGACCGAGAAGAGGACCGGGACCAGGCCCAGAUCAAGGAGAAGCCGGAUUCCUCACCACCAACCCAAAAACCACUGACCUCCUUCGAUACGUCUGCUCUCUGGCAGGCCAUUGAACGACUCGACAACAAGGUUGUCAACAACUCUGUGAAGGUCAGCGGGCUCCUGGAGGAUAUGGAGGUGGUGUCAGGCGGCACACAGCAGCUCCGGCGGAACCUGAAGGACCUGGAGAGAUGGGUCAACCAGACGGCGAGACGGAGCCAGGUGCUGUUCAUGGAGACGGGGCUGGAGGUGGAAGCCGCCAAGGUGGCGGUCCUGCGGCGGGUGCAGGAGAUGGCCGUCAACCUGAGCCAGCAGGGCCAGCGGCUGCAGGAGAUGGGGGAGGACUUGGACUACGUCUUUCACGCCCUCUACAAGCACAACACCUCCACUUCCUGUCACUGCCAGGACCUGAGAACUGCCGUGGCCCGCCUGGAGAGGGGCGUGGCCAACGUGACCCAGCUGGCCAAUGAGAACCGGCGGUCCCUGGAGGAGAGUGAGGGAGGGGUGGGGCAGUGGGGAGGAACCAGUGACUGGGAGGAGCUCCAGCACACCCUGUGGCAGGUGAAGGAGUCCGUGUCCUCAGAGCAGACCAGGACCAGGAGCCUGGAGGAGGAGGUGGGCCGGCUGAGGGCCUCCUCCUCCCUCCUGCAGGAGGCGGACGGACGGCUGGAGGCGCAGAUGAAGCUGCUCUCCGCCUCCUUCGCCUCCCUGCUGAAAGACGCCAUCCGGCACAGCGAGGUGCUGGAGGUCCUGCUGGGGGAGGAGGUGCUGGAGUUCCUGGACUGGCCCCUCCAGGACCAGGAGGCCCACUCCAUCCCCUCCCUGAAGGAGCAGCUGCUGCUCCUGCAGGAGCAGCUGAGGCCCGUGCACGAGGAGCUGAGAGGAGCGCACAGCGGAGGCCGAGGGGAGGUGCCAUCAGCUGACCAGCCGUCCUUCACCUCCUCCUCCUCGCUCGCAGAUGAUUGGUCCCCUGGUGGGAGGAGGCGGAGCGUGGGGGGAGUUCCGGCGAGGGAGCGUCAGCAGCUGCUCCCGCCGGGGGUGCAGCGAGUGGGCGGAGACGGCAGUGACCUGUGGAAGCUGGAGCAGGCGGUGGAGGAGGUGCAGCGCCGCCUGCUCCACCUGGAGGAGACGCCGUGCUCCUGCCCCGACGCCUCCUCCCAGCAGGCGGCGCCCCCCAGCGACCUGGAGGCCAAGCUGCUGGAGGAGGUGACGUGGCUGAAGAGAGGCCUGGAGGAGCACCUCAGGGUCUUCAAGGACGUCUUCAGCAACGCGGACGUGGUGGCGGCGGCGAACCAGCCGCUGGAGCUGGACCAGCUGUGGAGGCUCCUGAGGAGCAGCCAGGGGAGGAAGGAGGGCAAGAAGAGGAGGGCAGGAGGUGGGGAGGCCACCGAGAGAGCAGGAGGACACACUCGGAGCAGGAGGGAGGCCACAGGUGUUUUCAGCCAAUCAGGAGGCUCUCUGCUGUUUGUGGGCGGAGCUCCUCAGGUUGACUCCAACGGCGUUCUCCGGUUCCAGCCAUCUCUGAACCGCGGCGGUGUCUACUCGGGAGGCGUCUUCGUGGCUCCGUCAGACGGCGUCUAUCUGAUUGUCCUCAGCUUGGACAUGAGACCAGGCCCCGCCCAUCUGGUCCUGCGGAGGGGUGGAGCAGGGGGCGGGGCUCCGGUGUCUCUGCAACAACGAGAAAUAAAAGAGGCGGGGCCUGUCAGCAGCACGGCUGUCCUCCCACUGAGAGAGGGGGAGGAGCUAAGGCCGGAACUGAGGGCAGGGCAGUGGGUGGAGUCAGCGGACAACCUGUUUGUGGGGCUGCUGCUGCACCAGCUGACCACCUGAGGGCGCCGUGGACUGGCUCGACCGGGGCGCCAUUUCUGGAUUUAAAGACAUCUGAAGGACCGAUUUAAGGUUUUAGAUUUCACUUCUGUAAAUGCUGCAGAAAGACAAACUGACCUCACCUCUACAGACAUUUACUGUCACCGCUACGCAACAGACCCGACAGCAGCACACAAACACACACCCAACCUGACUCUGUCUCCUCAGUUAACCACACAAAAUUUCUGCCAUGUUAAAAUCUGAUUUACCCCAGUGUUCAGGAACUAGUGCCUGUGUGAGUUUAAGUAAAGUAUGAAGCUGUUGUUUCAGUAAAGUAAUCCACAGAUAGUUACCUCCUGAACUCAGAGUUUAAUACUUUAUCUGUGAAGAAAUGAACUGAAAUCAAAUGUGUGUGUGUGUGUGUGUGUGUGUGUGUGUGUGUGUGUGUGUGUGUGUGUGUGUGUGUGUGUGUGUGUGUGUGUGUGUGUGUGUGUGUAAAACACUGGUAUAUCCAUGUAAAAACACACGGCAUGUAUUUAAAUAAAGAUGGCUUUGUCCAACUUCUUCUUCCUCA